UCAUUCGCGAAUUGUGACAGUAUGAGAACUAAAUAUAAUCAGAAGGCAAAAUAUAUAUUCUCUAGUAUUCUUAUAAUCCGUUCAGUUGUGUUUUAUUCAUUUCAAAAUUGAUUCAAAAACAGAAACUAUUUUGUGAAAGUGGAAAAAUAUGCAGUAUCGAAUAUAUGACGACUCUGGCAAAUGACCAGAUUUUGUAUUGUUCAUCUGAUACCUACAACAACGAAGAAAGCAAUUGAUAGAAAAAAAUAGUCAGUUUUGGUUUCUAAUAUUAUUUCUUAGCGUUUUGGUGUCUUUGACUCAUAAUAAAAUUGAGCAUAGUAGCCUUGAGGAAGAAAAAAUAAAAAAAAUUCUUUGUCUGAAAAUAGAGGAAACUAUCAUAAGAUCCCCACACUUUGCAGAGAAAGUCAGGAGGAAGCUUUGAAUAUGGAACCAACGCCAAAUGCUGCUACCUCGACAAAUUCAAAUAUGGAGCUAGCUAGGGAAGCCAGUCAGGACUUCAAUAUAACUACAGAAUGGAAGAUGAAAUUUGAGAGAGGUGAAUUGACACCUGGAGAUUUUGAGGAUCACUGGAAAAUUUGGGUUCCUCAUAUUUAUUCACCUGGAUUGGACGAAGAUUGCCUCAGUUGGAACUUUAACGAAGAGCUAGCAAACAAGUUAUUAUUCAAUCCUCUGAUGCAUUUUGUGUGCAACGGUGACCCUGAUGCAAUUUUAGCCGAUCUUGCCUCUAAGGAAAAUGUUUUGAAUGUUUGCACUAAAGUCUUCAAAAUGGGAGAACCUACGUACAGUUGCAGAGAAUGUGGGACUGAUAACACUUGUGUUUUGUGUGCUGAUUGUUUCAAGUAUUCAGUACACAAAAACCAUAAAUACAAAAUGGGAACAUCAUCAGGAGGUGGUUGUUGCGAUUGUGGUGAUGAAGAAGCUUGGAAAAUGAGUCCGUUUUGUGAUUUUCACAAAAGAAAUCAAGAUGAAGUGAAACAAAAUGUUAUCCCAGAGUCGUUAAAAGAGAGGGCCCGAAUUGCCUUUGAAGCAGUUCUUGGAUAUUCACAUAGACUUUUAACAACAGAACAAGUUUCUGAUAUCCGUUUCAAUUCUUCAGCGGACGAUGUACUAUUCGAUAUCGAUAUGUACUGUACCAUACUGUACAACGAUGAGGUGCACACUUUUGAACAAGUUAUCAGCACGUUGUCGAGAGUCCUAAAGUGCAAUCAAAGAAGUGCUAUAGCUUUCGUUACAAGUAUAGAUAGAGAAGGAAGAGCAGUUGUGAAAUGUUCAGAUUUUCAAAGUUGUAACGAAUUGAGGACUGAAAUUGAGAAGUACACAUCAAGACAUGGUAACAAACCUUUGAAAGUCAUUGUGAGUCAUGCGCAUAUAAUAGCCCAUCAAAUUUAUGCCAUGAAGUUAUUAGCUUGGUUACAAGGGCUUUUGAGUCAUAGUUCGGCCUUAAGAAAUAUUUUCGCUGAGACAGCCCUGAAAGAAACAGAAUCAGAACCAAGCAUAAUCAAAAGUAUGUUAUUGAGAGAUUCUUCCCUUUGGAAGAGUGCAAGAACUCACUGGCAUCGAUUGUUCAUUUCUGGAAUGUUACCUGAAUACGAAAAUAAGAAGGCCUUAGCCAAAAUUUUCACCAAAAAUUACGGUCAUGUUCUUAAAGAUUUCAUCAGAGAUGAUCAUGACCAUUCUUAUUCUAUCGCUUCUUUAUCGGUCCAACUAUUUACAACUCCUUCGAUCGCACUCAAUCUAAUCGAGGAGGAGGACAUCUUUUUCAUGCUACUGAACACCUUUGUAUCGGAAUGUGUGCCAAAAUGUAACAAGAAUGGAAAACUUGAAUUUGAGAGGAACCCUGUUUCAGUAGGUUUCAAAAGAGCACAGCACAUGCUGUUUGAUUUGAAAUACCUACUGAGUCAGGUUCCUGAAACAUGGAAUGAUAACUUGAGGAGAAAUUUUCUACAUGGUUUGAAUUGUUUGUACAAUUUGCUUUCAAUGAUGCAAGGUAUGGACGCUGUGACCCGACAAGUUGGUCAACAUAUGGAAUAUGAACCUGAGUGGGAAUCUGCUUUUAACCUUCAUAUAAAACUAGCUUAUUGUAUAACGCUAAUUUUGAAUUGGUGUGGAUCAGAUAAAGUGGUUCUUGUGAAAGCUUAUAGAGCAAUUCUCAGAUGUCUGUAUGAAAAUCCUUGCUUUGAACCGUUUGGGCCUUUGGAAGUUAGAGAAUUGGCCGACCACAGUACUUCUUGUUUACAUUAUGAUAUCUCAACGCAAAAAGUGUCUAUUCAUCAACCUUUAACAAGAUUCUUCGCGGGCCUUCACUUGCAUCUUGAAAAAUACGAUCUAGCUUUCGAUAGUUCACAGUUUCACGGAUUGAACAAGCCAACACCUGUUGAAUUGAUUGAGCCUGUGCUAAGAACACAGGCUCUGGUAGCUCAGGUACAUGCCGGGAUGUGGCGGCGAAACGGCUAUGGAUUACUAAACCAACUAUUCUUCUAUCAAAACGUCAAGUUUCGUACUGAAAUGUAUGACAGAGACAUAAAUGCUCUUCAAGUAGGAGCUUCCCUGAUAGAAAGUAACGAAUUUUUAAUCCAUUGUUUGAAUAAAUUCAAUCUGAUCAAUUGGGCCAACAACGAUUUUGAUAAGGAUAAUCUACCCCCUCCAGGAGAAGAUGGUAUGAUGGAAACCAUAAACUUGGUCGAAGAAUUUCUUCAUCUUCUCAUUGUCCUUGUCGGUGAAAGACAUUGUCCAGAACUCAGUUUUGUAACCGAAACGGAUAGAAUUAAAAAGGACAUAAUCCAUCAUCUUUGUAUAAAACCUUUGGCUCAUUCUGAACUAACGAAAAAUUUACCGGAUGAAGUAAAUGACUCGACGAUUGUUGAUGACAUUAUAAAUGAAUUGGCUGAAUUUAAACGUGGACAUGGCUCAGCUAAAGGCGUUUACGAAUUGAAACCUGAAUAUUAUAAUCAAUAUAACGUUUUUUACUACCACUAUAGUAAAGAAGAACUUUCUAAAUCAGAAGUUAAUCAAAGGAAAAGAAGAGCAGAUGCUGGACAAUUGGAAUGUUGUCCACCGCCGCAGUUGCCGAAACUGAGAGAUUCCUUUACGAUGAUUGUUAACCUCUUACAAUGCGAUGUUAUGCUCCACAUUUUCCAUACCGUUCUAUCACGCUGUUCAGAUUUAAGGGCAAGAAGUUUUUCUGAAUCGCAACUACACAAAGUUCUACAUCUCAUAGGUUAUGCCUUACAAGAAGAGCAAACCAACCACUACCCUUUCUUCAAAUUCGUUGAAAAUUCCAAUAAAUUUGGCAUUUUUCAAAGUCUUGAAGAGUUGACGACCUGUCCUAGAGUCGACGCGCAUAAGGACUUGCUGAAGUGGACCAUUCAUAAAUUCAAAGAAGUUGCCAACCAACCGGAUAAAAAUGCAGUGGUACCAUUUGACGAGCCUGUAAUCAUUGAUGAUACAGAAAAAGAAAGAAGAGCGAAAUUGGCAGCGGAACGUAGAGCUAAAAUACUGGCACAAAUGGCCGCUUUGCAAAAAACUUUCAUGGCGCAGAACUCCCAACUUUUUGACGAAACGAAUCCUGAAACUUCAUUCUCUAAAUCUCCUCACCAUGGGUCCGCUAUGGAUAUUACGGAAUCUACUGUGCAACAAGUGGCGUUGGGAAGUAAUCAGUCGAUUGGAAUUGGUGUUGAAAAAAGUUACACAUGCAUCCUUUGUCAAGAAGAAGAAAUAGUUAGACCUGACGGACCGGUGAUGGUGUUGGCUGCCUUUGUACAAGAAUCUAAGGUUCUUUGUCAAGAUAGAAGUUUAGAAAUGGACGACUUAAAAUUAGAGUUUCUUCAUGCAAAUUUAGGCCCGGCCCCUCAUACAAACACAUGUGGUCAUGCCAUGCACAGUAAAUGUUGGGAGCAAUAUUAUGAACAUGUUACGGGCAGGGAACAUAGGAGACCCUACAGAUUACGUCACCCUGCUAGUUUCGAUGUUGACAAACAAGAAUAUCUAUGCCCGCUUUGUGAAUGUUUAAGCAAUACAGCCUUACCUAUCGUUCCCUCGUUGUGUAGUUUGCAACCUGUAAAUGUCAAAUCCGAAUUAACCUUCGAAAAUUUUGUAAGCUUAUUACACGGUAUUGUGAAGAAAAAGGUGGCAUACUGUCAUGGAGUGUUUAACUGUGAUAAAAACUGUGAAAAUGAGCAUUGCGAUACUUGCACAAGGUUCUCAAGGACAACUGUACAGUUAGCAUGUGAAGGCUGUGAGGCUAAAUGGAUGGGGCAGGCGCAUAAAGUUUUCUUUUCGAUCGACCUCAAAAAUGCUCUUGAUCAAAAUUACGAAAUAUUUUCUACCCUAUUUUCCAGUGAAGCCGCAAAAUUAGAUUUGAAUUUGCUCAAUGUUGUGGAAACAUUUGCGCAAGUACCAUUUUCAAAAGGGACACAUUCUCAACCUGAAUCUUCUUCAAAAAAACCCAUUAUAGAUGGUUUAAUUAAUCCGUUCAAUUGGAAAUCUUUAGCUUACACAAUACAUUCAAUAGAGAUGGUGUUGAGAGACACGUCGAAACCUUUACUAGGACAACUAUCUAGCCGUCAAAGGGACGGAAUUGAAAAUUUCAUUAAAGUAUGCGCAAUAUUGAGUUGUUCUCCGAAAAGCAGUGUGAAUAAGUGCUAUGCAUUGGAGUUCUUGGAUAUGCUGCUCGAUAGUAGAGAAGGACGGCCAUCAAUACUCGAUAUUGACUCAUUCGGGAUUCUGGUUGCCUUGACAUUUUCUCUUCCAAGUUUAACGUUAGAGAGUACUGAUACUCCUGUUGAAUAUUUAUCUGUACAUCUUCCAACUGGUGGAACUCUUGAAUCCCACACUCUGCGACUUGUAUAUACACUCCACAUAGUGAAACAGCUAUUAGCACUAAACCGAAAUGAAAACCCCGGCGAUAGUAUGGAAAUCGACGGAGAAGAAGAUACCACUCUAAUGAAUUUAAUGCAGGUGAUGAAUAAACAACAUUUUAAUAUUUCUACAGUUUGGAAUCGUCUCCAAGAAGCAACAUUACCUUUUCUUAGGUGUUGUGUACUAUUCUAUCAUUAUUUAACUGAAGUUCCUGCUGACCCCAUACUUUUAGAAGUUAGUGGGGACACCUUCAGUAACAUGUGUUCUUAUUUGAACCUACCAGAAAAUCCAAAAGAUAUAUUUAUCCCAGAAAUAAUGGAAACAGUGGAGAAAUGGUGUAAACAUCCGGUAGUACAAAAAUCUCAGGCAGAUACAUCGAUUAAUAUCGUCAAACAGCCCAUUCAAGUAUCUCGUUUGGUUGAUUUGCCUGUUGAUUAUAGUGAACUGAUCAAUAGUGUGUCUUCAUUUACUUGUCCCAAAAGCGACCAUGAAGAUGCACGCAAUCCUACCAUGUGUCUUGUUUGCGGAGAAAUUCUUUGCUCACAAAGUUAUUGUUGUCAAACUGACCUAAAUAAGAUCAUGGUUGGAGCUUGCAAUUAUCAUGCGCAUGUCUGUGGAGCUGACGUAGGCAUUUUUUUGAGGGUUCGAGACUGUGAAAUCCUACUUCUGGCUUCUCCUCACAGAGGCUGUUUCAUGGCUGCACCGUAUUUGGACAGUUAUGGUGAGACUGAUCAGGGAUUGAAGAGAGGUAAUCCCUUAAAAUUGUGUCCAGAACGUUAUAAGAAGCUGCAGCUGUUAUGGUUGAACCAUGGUAUACUUGAAGAAAUUGCACGGACAUUAGAAGGAAACAGCUCGCAUGUCGGCGCUACCCAAUGGCACCAUUUAUAGAUGAAUUGACAAUUACAUUUUGUGUUUGAAUUGACAUUUUCACAAUCAUAUUGUAGUGUAAGUUUUAAGACAAUUCUAGAAGCUCUAGUACAUCUUUAUUUAUUUCGAAAAUGAAAAUUACCGAAGCUUUCACAUCUCAAACUAGGAAACUGCUUUAAGAAUUUUAUUUCUAAAUCUUGGACUUCUUAGCCUCUUUGGACAUUUUCCUUCAGCUGCUGACAUAAUCUUUUGAGUGAUUUUCAAUCAUUAGUUACAUAGUUAAUCUUACACGUUUUAUUUUCACACAAAAAUGAAAAAAAACUUUUUAAGGCAACCUUCAUAUAAUUGAGAUUAGUUACAUCUGAGAAAUUGUUAAAACGAAUUCCAAUAUUGAAGCAAGAUAUAAGAAUUCGUUUUCUACAUGUUGUAUAAAGUACACCUUUAGCUUCUGGAGUGAGUAUUUUUUCUUAUUUGAGGAAUUUUUUCUGUUUGAAUAAUAUACAUAUACACUCUUCAUUGUACUUAACAACCAUUAAUAUUAAUUUAAUCCAUAAAAUUAUCAGUUGUAUAAAACUUCAAAAUCCCAGUUGUACAUUUUAUUAGCAAAUAUAGUUUAAAGACUUGUA
Molecule: messenger RNA, 6350 nt
Organism: Coccinella septempunctata (seven-spotted ladybird)
Lineage: Eukaryota; Metazoa; Arthropoda; Insecta; Coleoptera; Coccinellidae
Gene: Ubr1
Product: E3 ubiquitin-protein ligase UBR2
Exons: 2
Coding region: 424-5745 (1773 amino acids)
Biological process (GO): ubiquitin-dependent protein catabolic process via the N-end rule pathway; protein ubiquitination
Cellular component (GO): ubiquitin ligase complex; cytoplasm
Molecular function (GO): ubiquitin protein ligase activity; zinc ion binding
Source: RefSeq, a predicted model, not a curated record